CUCCAGCCCCUUGCCCAGCUCCAGCCCCUCAAUGUCCACGUUGCAGUGACAGGCCCACAGCUGGACACAGCACUGGACACACCUCACAUUGGUGAGGCCUCGCCAGUGCCCACAACAGGGGGACAGUCACUGCCCUGGUCCUGCUGGCCACACCAUUGCUGACCCAGCCCAGAUGCCAUUGGCCUUCUUGCCCACCUGGGCACGCACUAUGGACCAGCAGGGCCAGGCCCUUUCCUGCUGGCUCUUCCCAGCCACUCUUCCCCAGCCUGGAGCUGCUGGGAGUUGUGACCCAGGGGCAGUAGCCCCAGCACUUGGCCUUGUUGUACCUCAAAGAUAUGAAAUAGGACUGGCCCUGACAGUGGGCCCUGGGUACAGCCCCGGUGACCUGCUGCCAGCUGGAUUAAUUCCACCACCACUCCCUGGGCCUGGCCAUCUGGGCAGUGUUUUCCCAGCAAAUGGGGAACCUGUUAAAUCCAUGGGCUGCAAGGACAAUGCUCUCCAGGAGAACGCUGUGGGAGCAGAAAUCAAAGGCUUUACUGAAGGUCCAGGUACACAACGUCCACAGCCUUUCCCCAUCCAUUAGGUGUUCACAGAAGGAGGUUGGGUCAGUGAAACAGGACCUGCUUAAACCCAUGCUGGCUGGGCCUGAUGCCCUAAUGCUGCAGCACACAUUGUGUGAUUGCACUCCAGGUAAUCUGUUCCAUACCCUUCCCUGGCACCAAGGCCAGGCUGCCAGGCCUGUGGUUCCCCCCCUUGUCCUUCCAAGCCUUCUCACAGAUGGGUGUCACCUUGGCCAACCUCCCAUCACCCAAGAGCUCUCCAGUUAACCAGUCCUGGUUAAAUGCUGAUAAAUGAUGGAGAGAGGAGCUUUGUGAGCUGCUUCACCAUUUCCAUCCAUAGCCUUAGGAGGAAGGAUGACAUCUCCCUAGACUUGUGCAUGUCAGGGCAGCACAGCAUGCUCACUAACAACUCACUAACAGCUUCUUCCUGCAGUGUGGGGACUUUUUUCUGCUCCCUGUUUCUUCUGUCUUCCAGCUCAGGGGGCUGGAUAUGCCAAGGGUAACUUGGCUUUUGGUUAAAGGCUGAGAUAAAGAAGGCAUUGAGUACCUGAGCCUUUUCCUCAUCCCUGGAGGUCAUGUUCCCACCCCAGCAUGAAAUAAAGGAUGGAGAAUCUCCUUAGCCUCUUUUUGUUAUUAAUGCAUUUGGAAAAGUAUUUUUUGGAACUUUUUCGCUGGUGGCCAUAUUGACUAGCUGGACUUCUACCUUUCUUGUUUUCUCUCUGAUUAACUCCAUGACAUCCUUGUAGGCUUCCUGAGUUGCCGGACCCUUCUUCCAGAGCUCUCAGUUCUUCCCUGAGUCCCAGCAGAAAAAGCCUGCUGUUCAUCCAGGCCAGCCUACCCUGAACCUGCUCACAGCACGUUGGAAUGGGCUCCUGCUCCACCUGUAUGACCUCCUUCUGGAGGCAUGUCCAGCCUUCCCGGGCUCCUUGGCCACUCAGGACUGCCUCCCAAGGGAUUCUCUCAACCAGUGGUCAGAACAGACCAAAGCCUGUCCUCCACAAGUCAAAGGCAGUGGUUUUGCUGCCCCCCUCCCUCCCUUCAUUGAGAACUGAAAUGGAAUCAUGUCACAGUCACUGUAUCCGAGGUGGCCUUUGGCAGCCCCAUCUCCCACCAGUGCUCCUCUGUUUGCAAACAGCAGAUGCCCUGGGGAGGGCUUGCCUACCAGCUGCGUUAGGAAGAUCUCUUCCACAUGCUCCAGGAACCUCCUGGACUUCUGGUCUCCUGUCUGUUGGGUGGGAUUCCAGCAGACACCUGCACUGGUGAGACACAGCUGGAGGGCCGAUUCUGGAAUCCCAGGAUGAGGGAGGUGUGUCCAUACCGGAGCAAGGCCAGCAAAGGGCCACUGAGGUGAGAAGGGGACUGCAGCGCACGGUGCACGAGGAGAGGCUGGGAGAGCUCUGCUGGCUUUUCUUGGACUAGAGCAGGCUGGGCUGUGUGGUCAGGGUGUGCAAACACCUGACUGAAGGUGGGUGGGUAAAGGACACAAGCGACUCUGUUCAAUGCAGCAAUGGCAGGAAACCCAAUGGGCACAAAUUGAACCGUGGCAAGUUAGAAUGAAAGGAAUGGUGGUGAAACACUGGAUCUGGUAGCCCAGAGCGGUUGUGGUGGAGUCCCUGUGCUGGUACAAGAGUUGUCCUGAGUCUGUCCAUGGUGCUGCUGUACAUGGAGGGAUUUGGGGAGAGGAGAGGGGUCUGGGAUGCUACAGAGCAAAAUUUGUUUCAGGCAGCUGAGGAGGAACUGUGGUAAACUGUGGAACUCUAAAUUUUGUGGCUGUACUGAUAAAGGAGGGAUUUAUGACUGUACCAGUGUGUCUCAUGCAAGGGAAGGUCUGCCACCCUUGAUCACAGGGACAAGGGGGAACUGUCAUAGAAUGAGGGACACCUGAAUGUGGCAGUCCUUCAAUGAGGUCCCUGGCAUAUGAGGGGGUAUUCCCUAGUGAACGAGUAAAGUAUUAGGUAAGAGAGUGUAUUUCCAAGGGGGUGUUCUGUACUUAGGGCUCAGGGUGGGAGCAGGCAGCUCUAUGGAAGGAUCAGCUCAGUUAUUGUGGGAGCCCCAGGGGCAGGAUGAGUGCUGGGAAUUCUUAGCAAUGGAGGAAAAAAAACCCGAUCCAUUUACCUACCACUCUAAAGCUUAAAGGAUAGUAACAGUGAGGUUUCAAUUUCCUCCUUUUUACUUAAAUUACUUUUUAACUAACUGGUUUGUUCACAAUGCAUCUGUGUGACCUUUGCAUCAGCUACUGACUAGAUAAAUGGCGUUGCAUCACCCUCUUCUAUUUUAACCUUGUGUUUCUACUGCAUGUACUCACUGUUCCUUUUCAGAAGAAGGGGUUGCCAAACCAUAGAGUUGCCGGCAUCCUCACAGACUUUAAUUUCUUAAACGUUUUUUCAGCUGGACAGGGCAUCUUGAAAAAGAUGGGAGAGGUGAGUUUUCUGCAUUCUCUUCAGCACUGGCACUGUUCUGCCAAAUCUGUCCCCCUUUGCCUUCAACAGCUUAAGAAAUUAUUACAGGGUUAACCCCGCUGUGAUGUGGAGGGUGUGGAUUGUAAAGGGUUUGUAAAAAGCAAGGUGAGCUGGGUUUUGCUGCCUGCAUCACUGGCAGCACACGCUGGCAUUUCUGUGCAGGAGGAGAAAACCUUCUGGGGAUCCAGAGCUGAUCACUUGCAUAUCGACUGCCUCUCCUCUGUCCCCCAGUACCUGGUGCAGAGUGGUGGCUCCGUGUUCUGACAUUUGGAUGCCUCCCAGUGUGGCUGGGAAGUCGUUUUUAGCCACAGGGGAGCUCCGUGUGUAACCCAGACACAGUGAUCAAGCGGCAGUGACAAAUGGGACUGUGCCAGCUGAGUCCUCUGUCACGUUCUCUGCAACUUUGCUUACAGCUGCUGCAUUAAAGCUUCUCCUGUUUCCUGAACCUUUCUGUCCUGGAGCGUGGGGCUUUGGAGAUGGAUCCCAUGGAGGGAGGAGAAAUGAUGGUAUCCUUAGGAAGGAAGAGAUCUUUGAGAUGCUUAAGUUCAACCCCAAAGCCCACUCUGCCAAGUCCACUACUAAACCAAGUUCCACACCUUGGAACUUGUAAGUGCCACGCCUACGCAUCUGUUAAAUACCUCCAAGGGCCAGUGGCUCCAGCGCUUUCUUGGGUAGCCUGUGCUGGCACCUGAUAACUCUUCCAGGGAACAAAAUUCUGAGUAAUGUCCAUUCUAACCUGCCUUGGCAAAACUUGAGAGCAUUUCCUCUGGUCCUAAAAGCCACAGCCUUCCUCACUCUUCUUCACGUGCUCUUGCCUGUUGACCUCUGGAGCCUGGUGGUGGGCACAGGAGGUGCUGCUUCUGCUGCCCUUCACUUUACGGAGCGGCACGGGCAGCAAUGCUGAUGCUAACGCUGAGGAUGGAGCUAGACUGACUUAUCUAUUUGUUGCUGCCCUGUUAAUAAUCUCUUCCACUCCAUCCCUCCCUUUUGGCAGAAGGGAAGGAGUAAGGGCAGGAGUGUGGAAGGAUUGCCUAUCCACCAGCAGGAUGCACUGGGAGAGCUGAGCAGGUCAGAGCCAGCGUGACCUGUGCAAGGUUGGGUAGCAGCCUAGGAAGUCCCUUUACAAAGGUAGUUCUUGACCUUAUUGUCUGCAUCUGCCUCCAGAGCAAUGCCCUGUAUCCAUUCCUUUCCCACCCUCCGUCCAUCCUGCCUGGCUACGGUGCCAUGAUCAAUGGGCUGAGCCCCACUGCAGGGACAGGUGGCUGGUUUGGAAAUGCCUUUCCAAACUGACAGGUCAACAGCCUGGAAGACUGAGGCUUGUGUUUGGUUUGGGGGAAGGACACGUUGUGUAUCAGGAGAAAACAACUCCCCUCAUAACAACCAGCUCUCACUGGGCAGCAGCUCCACACAGUGUCUAUUGACAGGGCUUCAGGAAUGGUCAUAAGGAACGUUCCUAUUUCCUCCUGCCAGGGACUUUGUGUACAAGUCUCAUGUCUCGUGGUCACAGUGACCUGAAGUACUAGAGGGUGACACAUGAGGUUUCUGAUAGUAUUCCCAGAGUUUGUUGUGCACUGCUAUGAAGGUGGAACACACCUGUGAAGGAAGCUCAUACUCUGCUGCCUCGUCUGUCAGGUUUCUUUUCUUCUUUCCUUCCCUCCAGAUCAUGAUGGCUGUCUCAGGAGAGCAAGCUAUGGCUGGAGAGAGAAUGCUCAGGAUGCCCAGCUGCCUCCUAAAGCCCACCAGGGUCAUGCUGAGCCACAAGCCCUGGGCCCUGUUUAUCCUCAUCUUUGUGUUUGUAUCCUUUGCCUACCACAAGUUGUACUGGGGCAUCUGGGAGGACCCAAAGAGCAGAGGCCCCCCCUACGGCUUGUCUGCUGAAAUCAGCUGUGCUCACUAUGUGCCUUCUUCCCUCAACAUUGCUGGUGGGCCCUCUCCUUCUACAGGAAGUGUGUUUUUUGUGGAGACCUCAGAGCAAACUACCCCAAGUUACCUCUUCUCAUGCUCUGUGGAGUCAGCAGCCAGGGCACACCCCACAUCAAGAGUUGUGGUGCUCAUGAAAGGCUUGGCCAAAGAGAAUGCCUCCUUACCCAAGCACUGGGCUUUCUCCUUGAUGAGCUGCUUCCCCAACGUGGAAAUCCAGCCCCUGGACUUGACAGACCUCUUUUCUGGAACACCACUGGCACAAUGGUACUUGCAGCCUCAGAGACAGCAGGAGCCUCAUUUUUUACAUGUCCUUUCUGAUGCCUGCAGGAUUGUCCUCAUGUGGAAAUUUGGUGGCAUCUACCUGGAUACAGAUUUCAUUGUGCUUAAGGACUUACAGAACCUCACCGAUGCACUCGGGAUUCAGGAUGACGAUGAACUGAAUGGGGCCUUCCUGUCCUUUAAGCCCAAACACAAGUUCAUGGAGCUUUGCAUGGAGGACUUUGUGCAGAAUUACAAUGGCUGGGUCUGGGGCCACCAGGGCCCAGAGCUCCUAACUCGUGUCUUCAAGAAGUGGUGCUCCAUCCAGACUAUCAAGAGCAUGAGCUGCAAAGGUGUGAGUGCUCUUGCCCCAGAAGUUGUUUAUCCCAUUCCUUGGCAGGACUGGAAGAAAUUGUUUGAGCCAGUCAGUGCCUUGGAGCUUCGCAAACUCCUGAAGAACACCUAUGCAGUGCUCGUAUGGAACAAACUGAGCCAUGGCACCAAGUUAGAGAUCCCCUCCCAGGCUCUGCUGGCUCAGCUCUAUUCCCAGUUCUGCCCUGCCACCUACACAAAGAUGAAACAGGACUCUGAAGAGUUAUCAAGGCAUGCAGUGUGACCUGAGGGCCCUUGGCUGCAGAGAUGUUCACCAGACUGAAGGAAACCGAGUGCCUUUGACAUUCUCCAGAGUUGGUUUCUAGAUCCCAGAGCAGGUGUUCUGUGUGACAGCUCUGUGGUUUUGUACCAUUUCUGAUCUCUGCCUCCGAUCCUUUGAGUUUCAAAUUUACAGCAGAACCUGAGUUCAGCCUCUCUUCUGCUGUCCCUCAGGAGACCUCUUGCUGCAAGGGAGGUUGAACUUGUUCUUCAGCAUCCCUCAGCUGGUCCUCUCUUGGUUUUCUCCAAUGGCUCCUCCUGUGGAUCCCGGCCUGAGCAGCCCCUUGUGAUGUUUCAGGAGCUGUAAGGACCCUUGGCUUGCUCUUUGUGGCAUUUUUAAUUUUCACAGAAUAUUCUGUGUUGGAAGGGACCCACAACCAUCCUAGACCUCACCCCUGGCCCUGCUAGGGGGUAAGACACUCCAACGAUCAUGAUCUGCACGAGAUUGUUAUCCUUGGGGCCAUGACUAAUCUGUGGGGAGCCUGUUCAGUUCCCCACCACCCAUCUGGGGGAGGAACUUUUUCCUGAUAUCCACCCUAUCUCUCCCUUGACCCAGCUCCUUCCAUUCCUUCAGGUCCUGUCCCUGGUCACACAGAGCAGUGAUCAGGGCCUGUCCCUCCUCUUCCCCUCGUGAGGAAGCUGCAGAACUGCAGUGAGGUCUGACCUCAGUCUGCUCUUCCCCAGAUGAACAGACCAAGUGCCCUCAGCUGCUCCUCCUGUGUGGCUUCACCUCCAGACCUUUUACCACCUCUGUAACCCUAAUUUCAAUGCUCUCUAACAGCUUCAGAUUAUUCUUGUAGUGCAGCACCUAAAACAACACACAAUAUUCAAGGUGAGGCCGUCCCUGCCCCGAGUAGAGCGGGACAAUCCCCUUGCUGGCCUGGUUGGUGAUGCAGGCCUGGUGCCCUCAGGAUAGGCAUGACCCACCUGGCUGCCAGGACACUGGCUCAUGUCCAGCUGGCCAUCGACCAGGACAGGACCCCAGGUCUCUUUACACAGCACUGCUCUCCAACCUCAUUCCCCAGCCUGUCUGUACAUCCAGGGCUGUCCCAUCCCAGGUGCAGAAUCCAGCCCUUGUCUUUGUUAAACUUUGCACAGUUGGUGAUUGCCCAGCCCUGUCAUUGAUACAGGGCUCUCUGCAGGGCCUCUUCACACUUAAGGCAGACAACAGCUCCUCUCCUUUUGUAUCAUCAGCAAGCUUACUUAGUAUGGCACCCUGUGGAGCCCCACAAACUACAGGCUACCAGUCUACUGUCACCCUAGUUACUGUAAUUCUUUGUGCUUGACCCUUGCCCAUCACACAAUGUGUUUAUCCAGCUGUGGGCUGCACACUGAGAUAGAUGAUGUCCAAAGCCUUACUGAAAUCCAAAAAGAUUACAUCUACUAAUGUUUUUUGAUCAACUGGGUUACCUUAGCAUAAAAGGAAAUUAGUUUCGAUAAGCAGGACUUUGCUGUCAUGAAGAUGUGCUGGCUGUGACCAAUGAUUGUGUUGUCCUUCAGGUUUCUCAAUACAUCCCAGAAUAAUCAUCAUCAUCUCCAUAAUUUUACCAGGCACUGGAGUGAGACUGACAGGCCUGUAGCUUCCAGGGUCAUCCUUCUUGCCCACUUUGAAAACUGGGACCUCUCCAGAUUCCCCAAACUGUUCAAAAAUUAUCAAGAGAUGCCUCGUGAUGGUAUCAGCCAGCUCUUUAUGUAUUCUCACAUUAAUCCCAUCACACACCAUAGAUUUACAGGCAUCCAGCUAGAGCAGUAGAUCCCUCACACCUUCAGGGCUAACUCAAUUAUUCUCACAGUCACAGUCCUGUAGCUCAGGGUGCUGGGACCUCCUUAGUUCAUCAUCAGUGUUGAAGACAGAUGCAAAGAAAGCAUUAAACAUGUCUACCUUGUCCAUAGCCCUGUUUGUGAAGUGACCAUCCUCAUCCUGUAAUGGGCUGAUAUCAUUUCAGCACUGCCUUUUGCCAUUAAUGUAUUUUUAAAACCCUCUUUUUAUUAUGCCCCACAUUCCUAGUGGCUUCAAUUGCAAUGGAGCUUUGGCCACACAAAUUCUCCCCCUACAGUGGUGAGCAGCAUCUCUGUAUUACUUCCACAUCACCUGACCUUGCUUUCACUGGGCAUACACCUUACCUUUUUUACCUUAGCUACAAAAGAAGAUCCCUCUUCAGCCAAAGUGGCAUUCUGCCUCAUCUUCUUGAUUUCUGAUUUUAAGGAAUUGCUUGUUCCUGUGCCCUCAGGAGCUGAUGCUUAAAAAGUGACCAGCACUGAUGGACCCCAGGACCUUCAAAAGCAUUUUCCCAGGGGACUUUACUUACUGGUUCCCUGAGUGGCCUGAAGUCUGAUCUUUUCACGUCCAGGGUUGCACCAGAGAUUUUAAACUUGAUGGCUUCAUGGUCACAGUGGCAAGACAACCACCAAUCUCCACUCAAGAGGAUAACAAGAUCCUCUCUGUUGAUAAGCAAAAAAUCCAGGAGGGCUCUUAGUACCUGUAUCAUGAACUUGUCAUCCAGGUGUUACAGGAAUACAUAGGGAAUAUAUGAAAAUUGUGUUAAGUAACAGAAAAUAUUUUAAGGCCCACUGUGGAUCUAAUGACCAUCUCCCCACCUAAAUGUGUUCCCUGUGUGUCCAGGUCAUUGUAUUGUAAUAAUGCAUUUGAAAUUAACCUCUUAUGAAACGAGAAAAGGAGACUAAAACAUCCUGGAGUUCUGCUUGUGCCAAAUCAGGCUUCUGUCUGGAAGGUAAAGUGUAAGCAAUGUGUGUUUAUUGCUCUUUUAGAUGUGCAGUGACUAACAAAUAUGAGAAAUAUGUAUAUAAACUUUAAUACCUUUUUCCUAAAUGUUAUAAUUUGCUGAAAAAUACGUGCACAAGAGAAGACUGAUGUAAUUUAGAUGUAGAUUUAAUGUGAACUGGAGUAUGUUUCAUGGUUUCUCAGUGUCACAGCACACUACUGAUUAAACAUUCCAUUGCAGACCAAAA
This is a messenger RNA of Cyanistes caeruleus (blue tit), 8821 nucleotides long. The record is from RefSeq and is a predicted model, not a curated record. NCBI's taxonomy places the organism in Eukaryota, Metazoa, Chordata, Aves, Passeriformes, Paridae.